AUGGCCAACACCGAGGAUGAUGCUGACUCGCGAACAGCAUUGAUCAACGCGCCACGAUCUCGGUCCUAUCCCAACUCCGCCCGAGACUCCGGCGACAAUGAGGAUCGCCCCGCAAAGAGGCGACGGCGGAACCGUUCCCGCGCAAACAGCGAUGUGACCGACUUUGUUCCCCGUGGCGGUGCGUUUAGUGCUGAUACUCUCGCGGUAGACCCCGAUGAAACUUCCAGUUCAGGAUCUAGCUCGAGCGACGAGUCUGACAGCGACGCGGAGAUGGGCAAGCGCCAGGUCGUAGCCAACCCUCAUGCUGGGAGCGCGCCAGUCAUCAAUUGGAACUCGGGAAGAAAGGCCGCAGUACGCACAACUUUGGGAAAACGCAAGACUCCGGCCGGAAGGCAGUCGGGGCCAAAGGAACCUCAGGAAAAGGAGCGACCGGACAAGAAGGCCAAGCAAGACGAGUCCCAGUUUAAGGAUGUGAAUACAUUCUGGCGGGCUGGCAGUGCUUCUGCCUCCGAUGAAGCGAGCGACAUAGUCAAUGGCAAAGAGGACAGUGACAGCCGUUCAGAAGGAGAAGUGUCAGACGAUGAAUCAAUCAACAUUGAGUCAGACUCGUCAGGGUCUCUGGACUCUGAAGAAGACGACUCAAUGCUGUUGAACAUCGGCACAAAGGAUGGAGCUGGUAGCGACGACUACGAUCCCGCGGAAAUGGAGGUUGGGAAUGGGACAGUAAAUGGCGCCAACGGUCAAACACCCGAGACAGCGUCUUCCGCUACAUCCAAUCCUAGGCGGUCCCAGUCUAAAGAAGCUGCUUUCCAACAGUUUGCCAAGAAAUACCCAACCGCACCAGUGACCCUGGCUGACCUGGACGAAGAAGAAUUGCAGAUUCAAGUGCAGUACAUCUACUGGGACCGAGACAGUGACGGUAUUGAUAUGCAACUCCCCGUGGGCUGUACCGAAUGUCUUCAACAUGGCCAUCUGACUGAUGUUUGCCCCGCCAGAGAGUGUGAUCAUUGCGGUGCCUGGAAUCAACAUCCAAACUAUCGAUGUCCCACUUGGUUGCGAUGCCAGAGGUGUCGAGAAAAAGGCCACGAUGAAAAAGAUUGCACUUCAAAAUUGAAGGGCUCUGUGACUGAGGUACCUUGUGAUCUAUGUGGCUGGCCGCAUCUCGAGUCCCAGUGUGAGAGCAUCUGGACGUUCCCAACGCGAGCCCUUAUUCCAGCCCCAACGGAGAUCCACGUCUCGAUCUCAUGUGCCCAUUGUCUCAGUCAAGCCCAUCUCAUUGGUGAUUGCCCUAACCUUAAGCCCUUUCAAACAUCAUUGACGCUGAAGGGCAUCGACCCCUCGAUCAAAAUUGUUGAUCUGAACAAGGCCCCAAGGAAGCGCCCGGAACCAAUAGACUACAGCAGAGAUGGAAACCCACACAGGCCGAAGGCGCAGACACUCUCCUCCAGUGAAGAUAAUUUACCACGUAAGGGCCGACAACCACCAGCUGCACGUGGUGCUCGGGGUGCCCGCGGUGGGGGUCGUGGCACUAUCCGUUUCGGAGACAGCUUCACUGUCCGGAAUGGCUCUGGACCUGACAAUUCUCGGAGCUCUGGGCGCGGCAAGGGAAAGCCACCUCCGUUUGCCCCCAGUGCCUCUCGUCCUCCACCACCUUCUCGAGGUGGCGGCCGUGGAAAAGGGCGUGGGAAGCCUGGUCGCCGAGGAAAAUAG
Messenger RNA from Penicillium chermesinum, 1710 nucleotides. Its product is annotated as zinc knuckle domain protein. The record is from RefSeq and is a predicted model, not a curated record. Bases 1 to 1710 code for a protein of 569 amino acids. NCBI's taxonomy places the organism in Eukaryota, Fungi, Ascomycota, Eurotiomycetes, Eurotiales, Aspergillaceae. The transcript has 2 exons. Gene Ontology annotation, molecular function: nucleic acid binding; zinc ion binding.